CUUUCUCGUCGACCGUCCGCGCCCAGAUGCUGGGUUGGUGGUCCAAGCAGACUCGGCUGGGGCUGCUGCUGGUUCUCCUCCCUGUCCUCUAUGAGUGGCACCAGACGAAGGAGACGCGGGAGGUUCUGCUGGGCCGCCUGGCGACCAGCUGGAGCUCCGUCAGACCUCCACAGAAAGUCGUCCGCAGAGUGGCCGUAGGGGUGAACGCGAAUUUAGACCUCAUUGUGUCAGCAACCCAGCUGUUAGAAACACUGGGCCUGUCUCCGGGGCAACCAGUAGACCACACCCACCUGGGGACGGCAGAGGAGUUGCAGGAGCAGGUGGCGUACUCCAUGCAGCACUGUGCCGGGACCGAAAGAGUGUUUUCUACCAGCUCAGAGUUUCAGAGAAUUGUGAAUGCCGCCUAUCAGCUGCCUCACACAGUGAGCAAGGGAAAAGAUGGGAGAGAGGAACAUGGAUAAACAGACGUGUUUCAUAUUUUGCAGCAUUUUAUUGGAGGUAAUGCAGCUCUGAUGGCGGCCAAGAUUCAGCAAACUCAGCCAAACACAGAGGUGAUGUUGGCUGGGCCAAUUGGAGCAACUCUGAGGAGCCUACUCCAACCCCACAUUCACACCCCGACGUUUACCCCGGAGAGCCGGGAUGAGGUACACCUGAUCAUGGAGUACCCCAAAGGCGAGCGCUGGGGUGGCAUCACCUCCACAUGCGCCAACAGAGUCAUCAUCUCUCACGACGUCUCAAACGCCAAGAUGGUGGCCCUGGAGGACUUCAGACAGACCCUGAGCUCCUUCAAACCUGACCUUGUGAUUCUAUCUGGAGCCCACCUCAUGCAGGGGGAGACGUCCGAUUUCAAGAGAAAGAGACUCGUCGAUGUUGCCCGUCUCCUUGACGACGUCCCGGCAACGACCCCUGUGCACUCUGAGCUGGCGACCAUUGGGGACCUUGACUACCUCAGAGACCUAGCCGAGACGACCUUCCCGAGAAUCGACUCAUUAGGACUUAACGAACAGGAGCUUGUCUCACUAGCCAAAUCGAGUGGAGCUGAUUUCGACUUUGCACAUAUGCCAGCCAAGCCAAACAUCUCUCUGGUAUCAGAUCUCCUUCACUGGCUGAUUCAGACACACUCAUCUCUGGGGAGGGAGAAAUCUCGAUUGACGCGAGUUCAUUUCCACACCCUAUCCUUCCACGUGAUUGCCACUGUAAUGCGACCGCCUCACUGGGCCAACUCCAAAUCAGCAGUGCUGGCUGGAGCACGAAUUGCCGGACUCCAGGCCUGCGACGUGGAGCAUUUCGAGGCAGGAAAAUUCGAACUUCAAGUUCCGCUGGAUUUUACUCUCUCCGUGACAGACGGAGUAAUGUCGCAGCAUUUUGUUAGUCUUACUCCGGAGUCUGGGGUAGUGUCAUGGGAGAGGGGCGGAGUGGCGUAUGUCUUUACUCCGGUGCUGGUCUGCAGAGCUCCAUCAAAGACAGUGGGACUGGGCGAUGCGAUAUCGUCCAUGGGACUUCUCUAUUCUCAGUUUAGCCGGCAAUGAAAAUGUCUUUAUACGCACAUGAUUAUUUUGUCACUGCAAUAUUACAUGACAAACACUGGAGGAAGAAGUUGAGAGUUGAGAAUUGAUAGCUGUUAUUUUGGAAGGAAAGACGCGACCAUCAUUCCAUAGUAGCUGGGGUGGUAGUUGGCAUAUAGUCUGGGCACCCAGGAACUUA
Molecule: messenger RNA, 1704 nt
Organism: Geodia barretti
Lineage: Eukaryota; Metazoa; Porifera; Demospongiae; Tetractinellida; Geodiidae
Source: the annotation of a GenBank genome assembly